GGGCGGGACUCGGACCCUGCUCGGUCCACGCGAGGCUGCGCGGAAGUUGGCCGGGAGGACUGGCCCGGGGAGCCCCCGUGCCGGGCAGGGGUGCGGGCCGGGGGCCGUCCAUGGCGGUGCGCCCCGAGGCUGGGCGGACUGGGUGGGGGUGGCUACGAGCUGCGGCCGCCGCGGCGGAGCGCGUCCCCAGUGCGUGGCCUCUUGUUGCCGGGUGUUUCAUCACCCGAAUUGCCACGAGGCUGCCUUUAGGGGAGGGAUCCGGGGGAAGGAAGGGGGCAAGGCCGGCGGAGGAGGGCCCGCAUCGCCUGUGGCCCGCGAUAUAAAAGUGGCCGAGCCCGUUUGUAAUAGUUGUAGCGUGUCCCACUAGUUUCAACUGCAGGGACUUCAAACUCGAUCCUCCACCCCACCCCCCCAAAGCCCGUCCCAGGACAAAAAAGAAAAAAGUAUUAUUUCUCUGUGGUAAUUUGCCAGCACGGACACGCCAUUUUUGCUCUUCCCUUCCUCACAAUUUUGCAGGAGUAGAGAAGCGUGAUGUUUCCCUGUAACCAGAAAAAAGGAGUACUUUUUGAAAGUGCUAAUUAGUUGUUGCUGGGGGAAGUCACUUUUUAUUAAAGCGGCUUGUCAGCGUGGUAUUAAAAGGCUGGAAAGAUUCAGUCCUGGUUUUUGAACAGUCUUCAGUAGGUGUAGAGGAAUGUUUCCAAAUUGUUUUGAUUCUUGAUUUAAUGGCUAUCCAUGGGAAAGUUAGGGCUUAAUAUUUAAGGUGUGUUGCCUGCCUUCCCCCAGAACAUUUGCUAGAUACGUAAUUGAAGUGUUUAUCGCAUUGUAAUAAAUGUAUAACCUUGCACCGCUGUGGCGUGUGAGAACAUUAUGUGUUCUCGCACAACCUUUUACUGGGAAGAUUGUCACCUUUUUGCACAGUCAUUGAAAAGUGUUUGUCACUUUGAAAUUUUUUGCAUACACGUAGGUAAUUUAUCAUUGCAUACAAAUACCUCCUCCGUGGGGGAUUCUUUCUGUACCGACAACUGUAAGUUUGUUUCCUUAAGUUGCUUUAUCUGCGCCGUUUUUUCUUAGGACCACUUGCUGUUUUCCUUGAUAGCCUCAAAGUGACCAAGCUUAUGCAGUUUCCGUAAAGCCAUGCCAAAUUCAAGGAAUCUUUUAUAGGCCUUCUCAAUCUGGGAUUCAUAGAAGCUCAGAUUGUCUUUUCUUUUUGUGUGUGCAUUUCUCAGGGGAAUUGUCAUCAGAUUUUUAGUAGUGCCUUUUUUUGUUUUUCCGUCUGUUCAAAAUGCCAGUUUACUACUAUAAGAUAAAUCUAGAAUGCUCCAAGUAGUUCCCAUUCCCCCAUGUGCCUAGCUCUGAAUGAUAAAUAACCUAUUGAGGGCCUACUGUGUGCCAGGCAUGCUUUACAUACGUUAUCUCAUUGAAGUCUUUACAACUUUUAUGAGGCAGAUGCUUUUUCCCAUUUCAUAGAAAAGGCUCUCUCUCUCUCAGGUUUUUAGUUGUCCACGUGGCCCCAGUUUGAAAAUGACAAGAUUAGAGUACCAUCCAGGUCUUUCCAAAUCCAAAACCUAUGUUAUAUUAUGUCCUAGGGACAUAGUGACAAAUACUCAGUCACUCCUUCCCUUUAAGGUUAAUGAGAGAAAAGCAGUAAGCAGACAGUGACCACAUAUCAGCACUUAGGAGGGGGCAUCUAAUCCAGUUUGGGAGAGUUGAACAAUAGGGGUCAAAGAAGCGUUCUUGAAAGAGGUGACCUCUAAGGUGAAUUCCGGAGGACAAGCAGGGGUUAACUAAGUAACAAGAAAAGAGCAAUGUGUGCAAAGAAGAUGAAAGGCAGAAUACCACUGGCCUUGCUGGGUUAGGGUGCAGAAGCUGAGGAGUCAUCGAUAAGUGUUUGGAUCUUAUUCAUGAGGGCACUGGGGAGUUAUACUGCCUCGCUGUAGUCUGUAAGUAUGAUGGCAACUGUAAGAGAAGGGGUUGAGCUUUCUUCUCCAAGGCUCUCAGCACGUAUUCUGAUUUAUCAUUUGAUUCAGGCAGACCCAGGGAGAGACAGAAAAGAGUGUUGUAGUAGGAGUCUUCUGAUCUGGAUCUGUUCUUGGUCUCACCAUUCUCAAAAAGCUGUGACUCCAUCCUCACCAUGCACCCCCCCACCCCCAGAUGUUUGUGGAUUCUCCUGUGGGAUCAGAGGGCACGUCUGUUGUAAUCGGAAAACUCCAGUUAUAGCAGCAGGGAUGGAUGAACAGGCUCUUUUAGGGCUAAAUCCAAAUGCUGAUUCAGACUUCAGACAAAGGGCCCUGGCCUAUUUUGAGCAGUUAAAGAUUUCCCCAGAUGCCUGGCAGGUGUGUGCAGAAGCUCUGGCACAGAGGACGUACAGUGAUGAUCACAUUAAGUUUUUCUGCUUUCAAGUACUAGAACAUCAAAUUAAGUACAAAUAUUCAGAACUAACUACCAUUCAACAACAGCUAAUUAGGGAGACCCUCAUAUCUUGGCUUCAAGCUCAGAUGCUGAAUCCCCAACCGGAGAAGACCUUUAUACGAAAUAAAGCAGCCCAAGUCUUCGCUUUGCUUUUUGUUACAGAGUAUCUCACUAAAUGGCCCAAGUUUUUUUUUGACAUUCUCUCAGUAGUGGACCUAAAUCCAAGGGGAGUAGAUCUGUACCUCCGAAUUCUCAUGGCUAUUGAUUCAGAGUUGGUGGAUCGUGAUGUGGUGCAUACAUCAGAGGAGGCUCGUAGGAAUACUCUCAUAAAAGAUACCAUGAGGGAGCAGUGCAUUCCAAACUUGGUGGAAUCAUGGUACCAAAUCCUACAAAACUAUCAGUAUACUAAUUCAGAAGUGACAUGUCAGUGCCUUGAAGUAGUUGGGGCUUAUGUCUCUUGGAUAGACUUAUCCCUUAUAGCCAAUGAUAGGUUUAUAAAUAUGCUGCUAGGUCAUAUGUCAAUAGAAGUUCUGCGGGAAGAAGCAUGUGAUUGUUUAUUUGAAAUUGUAAAUAAAGGAAUGGAUCCUGUUGAUAAAAUGAAACUAGUAGAAUCUUUGUGUCAAGUAUUACAGUCUGCUGGGUUUUUUAGCAUUGACCAGGAAGAAGAUGUUGACUUCCUGGCCAGAUUUUCUAAACUGGUAAAUGGAAUGGGACAGUCGUUGAUAGUUAGUUGGACUAAAUUAAUUAAGAAUGGGGAUAUCAAGCAUGCUCAAGAGGCACUACAAGCUAUUGAAACAAAGGUGGCUCUCAUGUUGCAGCUCCUAAUUCAUGAGGAUGAUGACAUCUCUUCUAACAUUAUUGGAUUUUGUUAUGAUUAUCUUCAUAUUUUGAAACAGCUUACCGUGCUCUCAGAUCAGCAAAAAGCUAAUGUAGAGGCAAUCAUGUUGGCCGUUAUGAAAAAAUUAACUUAUGAUGAGGAAUAUAACUUUGAAAAUGAGGGUGAAGAUGAAGCCAUGUUUGUAGAAUAUAGGAAACAACUGAAGUUAUUGUUGGAUAGGCUUGCUCAAGUUUCACCAGAGUUACUGCUGGCUUCUGUCCGCAGAGUUUUUAGUUCUACACUGCAGAAUUGGCAGACUACACGGUUUAUGGAAGUUGAAGUGGCAAUAAGAUUGCUGUAUAUGUUGGCAGAAGCUCUUCCAGUAUCUCAUGGUGCUCACUUCUCAGGUGAUGUUUCAAAAGCUAGUGCUUUGCAGGAUAUGAUGCGAACUCUGGUAACAUCAGGAGUUAGUUCCUAUCAGCACACAUCUGUGACAUUGGAGUUCUUCGAAACUGUUGUUAGAUACGAAAAGUUUUUCACAGUUGAACCUCAGCACAUUCCAUGUGUACUAAUGGCUUUCUUAGAUCACAGGGGUCUGCGGCACUCUAGUGCAAAAGUACGGAGCAGAACCGCUUACCUGUUUUCUAGAUUUGUCAAAUCUCUCAAUAAACAAAUGAAUCCUUUCAUUGAGGAUAUUCUAAAUAGAAUACAAGAUUUAUUAGAGCUUUCUCCACCUGAGAAUGGUUACCAGUCUUUGUUGAGCAGCGAUGAUCAGUUGUUUAUUUAUGAGACAGCUGGAGUGCUGGUUGUUAACAGUGAGUACCCAGCAGAACGGAAGCAGGCGUUAAUGAGGAAUCUGUUGACGCCACUCAUGGAGAAGUUUAAAAUUCUGUUAGAAAAGUUGAUAUUGGCGCAGGACGAAGAAAGGCAGGCAUCUCUUGCAGACUGUCUCAACCAUGCUGUUGGAUUUGCCAGUCGAACCAGCAAAGCUUUCAGCAACAAGCAGACUGUGAAACAAUGUGGCUGUUCCGAAGUUUAUCUGGACUGUUUACAGACCUUCUUGCCAGCCCUCAGUUGUCCCUUACAAAAGGAUAUUCUCAGAAGUGGAGUUCGCACUUUCCUUCAUCGCAUGAUUAUUUGCCUGGAGGAAGAAGUCCUUCCGUUCAUUCCAUCUGCUUCUGAACACAUGCUCAAAGAUUGUGAAGCAAAAGACCUCCAGGAAUUCAUUCCUCUUAUCAACCAGAUUACAGCCAAAUUUAAGAUACAGGUAUCCCCAUUCUUACAACAAAUGUUCAUGCCGCUUCUUCAUGCAAUUUUUGAAGUUUUGCUUCGGCCAGCAGAAGAAAAUGACCAGGCUGCUGCUUUAGAGAAGCAAAUGUUGCGGAGGAGUUACUUUGCUUUUCUGCAGACAGUCACAGGCAGUGGAAUGAGCGAAGUCAUAGCAAAUCAAGGUGCAGAGAAUGUAGAACGAGUGCUGAUUACUGUUAUUCAAGGAGCAGUCGAAUAUCCAGAUCCAAUUGCCCAGAAAACAUGUUUUAUCAUCCUUUCCAAGUUGGUAGAACUCUGGGGAGGUAAAGAUGGACCAGUGGGAUUUGCUGAUUUUGUUUAUAAGCACAUUGUCCCCGCAUGUUUCCUAGCACCUUUAAAACAAACCUUUGACCUGGCAGAUGCACAAACAGUAUUGGCUUUAUCUGAGUGUGCAGUGACACUGAAAACAAUUCAUCUCAAACGGGGCCCAGAAUGUGUUCAGUAUCUUCAACAAGAAUACCUGCCUUCCUUGCAGGUAGCUCCAGAGAUAAUUCAGGAGUUUUGUCAAGCGCUUCAGCAGCCUGAUGCUAAAGUUUUUAAAAACUACUUAAAGGUGUUUUUCCAGAGAGCAAAGCCCUAAGGACUGGAUCUCCCUGUGCCUACUUCAUGAUCAGGAAUUCCAGUUAAUAAUUUAUAAAGAAACAAAUUUUGUGUGCCAUUCACACGGGUCUUUUUAACACUGCUUUGAGCUUAUUGCAGUAUAUGUAUUGGGAUUUUUCUGUAAAAUGGGUAUAAUUUUCCCUAAAUUACAGGUAUGUGACAACUAAAGAAGUUGCUUGAAUGCCAGUUCAAAUUAUUCUAUAUAAAAAUGCUGUGAUAAGAUACAGCAGAGUUAUCCUAAUACCUUUUUGUUUUAACUUGAAACUUUAAGUCCUUUAUAAAGACCAUAACAGGAAAACAAUGUACUUUUUUAAAAUUACUGAAUAUAAAAUGUUUGAAAUUUUUAAUUUUCUUUUAAGUGUGCAGACUCAAAGUAUGGAAGGAAUACAACAAAUCGAAACUAAUUUUUUGUAGAUAGCCAUUACAUUUCUUUAAACUGUUUCAAUGCCAAUGUGUAUUCUACAAAAGAGAAUGGUUUCAUAAAUGAACUGAUUGAAGAGUAGGUGCUGGUGUUAUACAUUUUUUAUAUUAAAAAAAGCAAAUAAAUUUUACGUAGUGAAAUCUG
This is a messenger RNA of Hippopotamus amphibius kiboko, 5699 nucleotides long. RefSeq names its product exportin for tRNA (gene XPOT). The transcript has 25 exons. Gene Ontology annotation, cellular component: nuclear pore; cytoplasm; nuclear matrix. Bases 1947 to 5114 code for a protein of 1055 amino acids. Gene Ontology annotation, biological process: intracellular protein transport; tRNA re-export from nucleus. NCBI's taxonomy places the organism in Eukaryota, Metazoa, Chordata, Mammalia, Artiodactyla, Hippopotamidae. Gene Ontology annotation, molecular function: small GTPase binding; tRNA binding. The record is from RefSeq and is a predicted model, not a curated record.